UCUUUUCCCCUCAGGAGAAGUCGGGAAGGUGGCGACGGCGGCGGCGGCGGUUGUCUCGGCCGGGCCGGUUGGUGUGGCCCCUAAGCCCGCACUCCGCAGCGUCCGCGCCGCGCCCAGCCCAGCCCAGCCCAGUCGAGUGGAGCCGCGGCGGCCGGGUCCGGGCGGGCGGCGCGCGCUGACGGAGGGCGGCGGCCGCGGCCAGGGCGGCCGGUGGGACCGCGGGUCCCCGGCGCAGCGCCGCCCGGCUCCCGGCCCUGCCGGCCUCCUCCCUCGGCGCCGCGGCCAUGGCGGCCAGCGCGAAGCGGAAGCAGGAGGAGAAGCACUUGAAGAUGCUGCGGGACAUGACCGGCCUCCCGCACAACCGAAAGUGCUUCGACUGCGACCAGCGCGGCCCCACCUACGUGAACAUGACGGUCGGCUCCUUCGUCUGUACCUCCUGCUCGGGCAGCUUGCGAGGGUUAAAUCCACCACACAGGGUGAAAUCCAUCUCCAUGACAACAUUCACACAACAAGAAAUUGAAUUCCUUCAAAAACAUGGAAAUGAAGUUUGUAAACAGAUUUGGCUAGGAUUAUUUGAUGAUAGAUCUUCAGCAAUUCCAGACUUCAGGGAUCCACAAAAAGUGAAAGAGUUCCUUCAAGAAAAAUAUGAAAAGAAAAGAUGGUAUGUCCCAGCAGAACAAGCCAAAGUGGUGGCAUCAGUUCAUGCAUCCAUUUCAGGAUCCUCUGCCAGUAGCACAAGCAGCACACCUGAGGUCAAACCACUGAAAUCUCUUUUAGGAGAUUCAGCACCAGCACUGCACUUAAAUAAGGGCACACCUAGUCAGUCCCCUGUUGUAGGUCGCUCUCAAGGGCAGCAGCAGGAAAAGAAACAGUUUGACCUUUUAAGUGAUCUUGGCUCAGACAUCUUUGCUGCUCCAGCACCUCAGUCAACAGCUACAGCCAAUUUUGCUAACUUUGCACAUUUCAACAGUCAUGCAGCUCAGAAUUCUGCCAAUGCAGAUUUUGCAAACUUUGAUGCAUUUGGACAUUCUAGUGGUUCGAGUAAUUUUGGAGGUUUCCCCACAGCAAGUCACUCUUCUUUUCAGCCCCAAACUACAGCAUUUAGAAUGCUUUCAUCUAGUUGCAGUUUUGGUGAAUUUACUUCAGCUUUUCCUCUCCAGGCUUCCAACAGUGGAAGUGCUGGAUCAGUAAAUGCUAAUUUUGCUCAUUUUGAUAACUUCCCCAAAUCCUCCAGUGCUGACUUUGGAACCUUCAGUACUUCCCAGAGUCAUCAAACAGCAUCAGCUGUUACUAAAGUUUCAGCAAACAAAGCUGGUCUACAGACUACAGACAAAUAUGCGGCACUUGCCAAUUUAGACAAUAUCUUCAGUGCUGGUCAAGGUGGUGAUCAGGGUAGUGGGUUUGGGACCACAGGUAAAGCUCCUGUUAGUUCUGUGGUUUCAGUUCCCAGUCAGUCAAGUGCAUCUUCAGACAAGUAUGCAGCCCUGGCAGAACUGGACAGCGUUUUCAGCUCCUCAGCCACUUCCAGUAAUGCAUAUACUUCCACAAGUAAUGCUAGCAGUAAUGUUUUUGGAACAGUGCCAGUGGGUGCUUCUGCACAGACACAGCCUGCUUCUUCAAGUGUGCCUGCUCCGUUUGGAGCUACACCUUCCACAAAUCCAUUUGUUGCUGCUGCUGGUCCUUCUGUGGCAUCUUCUACAAAUCCAUUUCAGACCAAUGCCAGAGGAGCAACAGGUGCUGAAGCCCAGGCAUGGAGAUGAGAGUUAAAGCCUUAAAGCCACACAGCCAAUUUAUGACAGAGAUGGCACUUGAACGUUGUAAUUCUGACUUAUUUGUUGGUUUGGUUUCACAAUUAUUGGUUGUAACUCAAUCUUAAAAGAAAAAAAUGUAUAAGUUUUUUUCCUUUUCAUGGGAUUGUGAGGAAUGGAUGGGCUUUAUUACAUGAGAUCUUAAUGAGGUCUUUUUCUAGUGCAUAUCUCUUAGGUGUUAACAUUGUUUUAAGUCAUGGGAAACUGAUUUAAUUUCGGGUAUAACAUUUGAAUAUUUUCUCUUUUGAUAAUUUAAAAAUCCUUUUUAUCCCUCCCCCCUUUUUUUCUUUUUGGUUCACAGUGUAAGCCAGCUGCAUAUUUCUUGUACCUCUUUGAUUUUUGUCUUAUUACCCUGAACACCAGAGUUAUUUGCCAGUACCUUGGAGUAUGAGCAAGUGCAUGUGGUAUGAUCUAAUACCCAUCAAACUGAAUUUGUCAGCUUUGCUUUUAGAUUUAGAUAAUUUUACAACUAAAGCCUUGAACUUCAGUUAUAGCACUAUGUUGAUGUGAUAUUUUGAGAGACUAAGGUGCUUGUAACAUCACGAUAAAUUUGCACCAUUAAGAAUUAGUAAUUACUAGCUCAUCUUUUUGUCUUUGGCAAGGUUGAGAAUUGUAAUAUUGGGAGUUUGAACCAUAACUUUCCUUUUCAUAUAAAUGUCUUCAGUCAUAAUCUGUUGAUAUCUCACAUAAUAGAUGUUUAAAAAGUACUUGAAUUUUGCACGUAAUUUUUUAAAAUGGUGUAUUUUAAUUCAAAUAUAAUCACUGAUUGUUUCAAAUUUCUAUUGUGUUUUGGACAAAAUAUUUAUACUGUUCAUCCCUUGUGAUAUAUGUAAUAUUUCUGUUUCUAAGCAUAUUAUUUUGACUUUGUGGAAUGAAUUUGUAAAGUGUCUCAUGACACAGGUUUUAUACAUGGUCUCAUUUAGUCCUCUUAACUCUCAUUUAAAUAAAUAUUUUAAUCCUUCUUUGACAGCUGAGGUAACUGAGGCCCUGAAAAGUUAAGCGCAUAUGUUUUUGGGUAUAGCCAGAUUUGUGUUCAAACUUGAUUUAGAUUUACUUGCUAGGUAAUCCUAAAAAUACUUUCUGUAUAUUAUUUUUUCAAUGAAUGGAGGAAAAGUGAUAGGAAGAUACAUUAUUUGCAAGAUACUAUUGAGAUGUUUAUAGCUAUUAUAACUCCAUUUGACAACUGAGGGAUGGAAACUCAAGUUAUACCUUCACCAAGGUUAUGUUGAUGUAACUCCUCUGAACCUUAUUGCUCUUUUCUGUAGAAUGUGAACAAUAUUCUAUGGCAGGGAUGUUGUGAGAAUUAGAUGAUGCAGAUCACUGUGCAUGGUCCUUGCAUUAUUGUAUAUACUUGGUAAAGCAUUCCUGUUAUCUUCCUUUCAUGACUAUACCUCCAGACUGGUUAUGUGGCCUAAGACCUUUCUUAUUUUAGGAUUCUGUACUAUUCAGCAUUCUGUUUUUCCAGAGCCUUUGAGCCCUUAAAUCUAAUGAAUAAAGUUAAUAUAAUUUUCAGUUAUUAGGAAAUUCUCUUACAGCUCUUACAUCUCUCCUUUGCCCCCAAAUGAGUACCCUUUAUUUUCUAACAUUCAUUUAGUGAAAAAAUGAAUGAUUUUAAACGUCCCCCCUCCCCCCCCCAAGGAGAUAAACUUGUAGAAAUGUAGAGCCGAAAGAAUCAUAGUAGCAUUUAGCCAAGCGUCCUUAUUUUAUUACUUAGGUAGAAACCAAUUUGAUGGAUUUGCCUUAAGGGUCCAGAAUUAAUCAAUGACUAAUCUGGUGUUAGUAUGCAGAGUGCUUCUAAACCAGCACUGUUUCCAUUGGCUCCACUCAUUCCACUCAUAGAAAGUAAAUGAAACAUAUAUCCACACAAAAACUUGCAUACAAAUAUUCACAGUGGCAUUAUUCCUAAUAGCCAGAAAGUGGUAACAACCCAGGUGUCCAUCCAGUGAUGAAUGGAUAAACCGAAUGUGGUAUAGCCAGACAGUGGAAUUUGAUAAUAAAAAGUAAUGACGGGUACUGAUGCAUGGUACAACAUAGAAAAACCUAGAAAACAUUAGGCUAAAGAAAUAAAGUUAGUCACAAAAUGCCAUGUAAUGUAAGGUUCCAUUUAUAAUUUGUCCUGGAUGGGCAAAUCUACAGAGACAGAAAGUAGGUGGGGCAAAAUGGAGAGCUGAUAGUUAUGGAGUUUCUUUUAGUGAGGCGGUAUGAAAAUGUUCCAAAAUUAGAUGGUGAUGAUGGUUGUACACCCAGUGAAUAUGUUAAAAAAACACAGAAUUCUACCCUUUAAGUGGACAAAUUGUAUGAUAUGUGAAUUAUAUCUUAAAAAUCUUGUUAAAACAAGUCUAAAAUAUUUUUAUAGCAGCCCAGGACUAGGCAUCAUUGUUGCAGAUUGAGGUACAGUAAUUAUUACUGGUUAACAAUCACUCUUGACUAAAUGUCAAUUUUUGCCAAAGUGUAUUUUGUAGAACAUGUCUCCUGAGAUGAUGUUAUCAAUGCUUCACGGAAAGGGGUUCUAUUUCCAAAUACAUAUGGGAAAUGCUGAGUUAAACAAAAUUUAACCACUAUAAUUAAUGCAGGGUUUCUCAAGAGCUUAUACUGUGCUCUAAGAAAGGAGAUAAAGUGACCAAACUUGUUUAUCACAGAACCCUUCCCCCUCAAUCAACCUUUUGUUGAAUUUAGAGUACGCUAUAAACAACAUCUUUUUAAGUUAGCAAGAAAAAGUAACAUUCACUGAAUAUUUACCCUAACACUUUUCAUCACAGCAGCUUUGUAAUAUUAUUGAUAUUAUCCCUGACCUUCCACCCCCAGUUUGCAAAUGAGUAAACCGAGGCUUAAAUAAGUUGUGGUAUCCUGUAAUUAGAAAACAACAGAACCAAGACUGAAAACCACUCUAAUCUCUCAAUUGCUUUGUUUCCCCAGAUUUAGUAGAUUAAGUAUGCUAAUUUUAAAUGCAUGGACAUGUAUUUUAGAAACAACCCCACUCCAGGUGGUUAAAACAGCAGUUCUAGUACUUAACAACCUUAAUUUGUUUUCUGUUGAUUACAAUUAUUUAUAUGUAACCUAUCUGACCUCAGUCAUGCCAGGUAAGAUCUGCACAAGAUAUAUUUUUCUUUUCUUUCUUUUUAGCCAUUGUGUUUUAAACUGAAAGUGCUGCUUACCUUUCUAAUGAACUACAUUGAAAAAUUUUCCCUGCGUAAUAUGUAAUUAGUUCACUUGAGUUAUUAAUUACACUUUUCUAGUUAAUGUAUGGAGUCAUAAAUAAAAGUCAAACAUUAUUCAAGUGCUUUCUCCAAGAUUUGACUUUUUAGAUGCUAAAAGUAGUUGCUAGAUCAUCUUAGAUGAUUCUAUGAAGAGCAUUUUUGGGUGUAACUGGUGAGGCCUAGAAAGUCUUUUUAUGGAUAUUGUUGUAUCUUCACAUGAAAAAAAUGUGAGCAUAUAUUUAAAAGAUGGAUUUUGUAAGUGUUUCUUCAUUUGAUAUUUGUUUUUCUGGUAUUAUUCUAAUCUCCCCUUUAUUUCAAACAGUAUAAAUACUAGUAUCAUGAAUAUAGUUGAAAUAAAAAGACUCUUUGAGGAUGUGUUUUUAUUAUGUAUUCCUAUGCUGCCUAGUUUGUAACAUUAUAUUCUAAUUUUAGAAUUUUUUAAUGAAACAAGUUUACUUUUAUUUUGACUAUAGUUAUUCA
This is a messenger RNA of Hippopotamus amphibius kiboko, 5485 nucleotides long. RefSeq names its product ArfGAP with FG repeats 1 (gene AGFG1). Bases 285 to 1760 code for a protein of 491 amino acids. The transcript has 12 exons. Gene Ontology annotation, cellular component: cytoplasmic vesicle. Lineage: Eukaryota; Metazoa; Chordata; Mammalia; Artiodactyla; Hippopotamidae. The record is from RefSeq and is a predicted model, not a curated record. Gene Ontology annotation, molecular function: GTPase activator activity.